AUGCACUGGGCAGACCUGCUCGUCCUUCUCCCUGCAGCCCCGUACCAGCUGGCAGCUUUCCCCUUCGCCGCUGUCUUCCACUACCUCUGUGCCUCGGGGCACCUCUCUCUGACUGCCCGGUACAUAUUCCUCCUCACUGGAGGAUGUCUCCUUGCUGGCACAGCUAUGGGCAGUUACACUGUAUUGCUCCUCAUCCCUGCUGCUGGUUCCGUGCUCAUCCUCCUCUUCGUCAGCCCAGCUAAUGCCCACACCUGGGUCUUCACCUUACAGAUGUCCUGGCAGACACUCUGCCACUUGGCUCUGAGCAGCCAGGAGCUGAAUGCGCAGGAUGCCAGGCCAGCUGUCACCCUCUCUGCCAUCAUGCUGCUGACCCAGAAGGCAACAUCUCUGGCCCUAGACAUCCACGAAGGGCUUGUGUCACUCCAGCAGGGACAGGGGCUUCUGCAGCAGGUGCUGCCCCUCUGCAGCUACCUGCUCUUCUUCCCAGCCCUCCUGGGGGGGCCUCUCUGCUCCUUCAGCAGGUUUCAGGCCCAGGCUGAGUCCUGCGGCGCUCUCCCCAUCCCACUGAGGGCAGCUGGGUGGCGAUGCCUGGGUGCACUGGCGCUGCAGGGGCUGUGUGUGGGGCUGGCCAGGGGGCUGGGGGGCAGGCAGGGCUGUGCCGGCUGGGGCUGCCUGCCCCAUGUGUGGGCACAGGCCCUGCCCCUCCGGCUGGCCUACUAUCUGCACUGGGUGCUGGACGAGGCCCUGCUCAAGGUGGCGGGCUUUGGGCCAGAGGCAGGCCAGGGAGACCUUUCCUUCCAUGACCUGUGGACACUGGAGACAACCCACCGCCUGGCUGUCUUCACUCGAACCUGGAACAGGAGCACGUCCCGCUGGCUGAGGAGACUCGUCUUCCAGCGCUGCCCUAUCCAGCCACUCCUGGCCACCUUUGCCUUCUCUGCCUGGUGGCAUGGUCUCCGCCCUGGGCAGGUCUUUGGUUUCCUGUGCUGGGCUGUCAUGGUGGAGGCUGACUACCGCAUCCAUCCCUUCCUCAGCGCCCGGGCCACCACCCGUGGCGUGAAGCUCCUAUACUAUGGCACAACCUGGGUCUUCACACAGCUCAUCGUUGCCUACAUCCUGGUGGCUGUGGAGACUGAGAGCUUCUCCAUGCUCUACCUGCUCUGGACUUCCUGCAGCAGCAUCCUUCCCCUCUGCUAUGGCCUCACACUGCUGCUGCUGCUGCUGUGUGCCAAGAAGCAAAAGCAGAAUUGAGCCUGUCUUGGGCUAACCUGUGCGGCUGGUGGGGCACAUCCCUGCAUGCAUGAGUACACAGGGUCAGAAGUGCUGUUGGCCAAGAAAUCUUGUAUUACAGCAUCUCUGGAGAACCAGGUUGGCUUUUACUCUUAG
This is a messenger RNA of Columba livia (rock pigeon), 1386 nucleotides long. RefSeq names its product membrane bound O-acyltransferase domain containing 4 (gene MBOAT4). Gene Ontology annotation, biological process: lipid modification; peptidyl-serine octanoylation. The record is from RefSeq and is a predicted model, not a curated record. The transcript is spliced from 3 exons. Lineage: Eukaryota; Metazoa; Chordata; Aves; Columbiformes; Columbidae. Gene Ontology annotation, molecular function: serine O-acyltransferase activity. Gene Ontology annotation, cellular component: endoplasmic reticulum membrane.